UAAUCCUCAACAAAAACAUAUUCUGGGAAUCUUCUCUUGAGUCCCAUAGUCUAUCAAUUUUCAGAUAUAUUCUCACAUAUCUCUGUACCCUUUUCAUCUCUUCUUCUCAAGAACCCAAUCCUUCCUAGCCCAACCAACAACUUGCAUUCACAAGACAGUGCAGCAAGUAGUCUACAGCUUACCAUUCUAUUUCGGCACAAAGUGCAUUUCUCACUACAACUAGAAUAAUUAACUUCCAAUACUAUUAACAUGUGUGUUCAAGAUUCAGAGCAAGUUAGGGACGGAAUGGAGAACUGUUCCGAGAAUCAGGAAAAUUCCAAGGCUUGGCCUUUGCAUUCUCCUUUGGUAUUUUCUCCCAGUGAAGAUGAUACCUCACCCCAGAUUGACAAUUGGGAGAAAGGCACAAUUUUGGAUCAUGUUCCGCUGAGGAAUUCCUUUCCACUGGAAAGCAUUGGUGAGGAUACCGCUUUUACAGAAAGAAAACAGAUCUCCAUGAAUAACUUUUUUCCUGCUCUUCGGUCAGGAGAGUUCUCUGACAUUGGACGUCGUCCUGAUAUGGAGGACACUCACAUCUGCAUUGAGGACCUAGCUAAGAAAUUUGGAUGCCAGAAAAUUGGUGAGGAAGCUAUCUCCUUGUAUGGUGUAUUUGAUGGACACGAUGGGAAGGAUGCAGCACAAUUUGUACGUGACCAGUUACCAAGGGUUAUUGUGGAAGAUGCAGAUUUUCCUUUAGAACUUGAGAAAGUGGUUACAAGGUCUUUCUUGAAAACAGAUGCUGCAUUUGCAAAUUCAUGCUUUCUUAAGCCUUCCCAGUCCUCUGGCACAACUGCACUCACUGCAAUGAUAUUUGGGAGAUCAUUGUUAGUAGCGAAUGCUGGAGAUUGUAGAGCUGUUCUUUCUCGUCGUGGAGUGGCUAUAGAGAUGUCAAAGGAUCAUAGACCUUGUUGCAUGAAUGAAAGGAUGCGAAUCGAGUCUUUGGGGGGGUAUAUUGUUGAUGAUUAUUUGAAUGGGUCAUUAGGUGUAACUCGAGCAUUGGGUGAUUGGCACAAAGGUCUGAAGGAAGGUGACAAGGGUGGUCCAUUGACUGCAGAACCAGAACUCAAGUUGUUGACACUGACUAAAGAAGAUGAGUUCCUGAUAAUCGGUAGUGAUGGUAUAUGGGAUGAUUUUAGAAGCCAGAAUGCAGUAGAUUUUGUGAGGAGGAGAUUGCAAGAACAUAAUAAUGUGAAACAGUGCUGCAUGGAAAUGGUGAAUGAAGCAAAAAAAAGGGGGGCCAUAGACAACUUGACAGUAGUAAUUGUUUGCUUUCACUUGGAGCCCCCACCUUCAAUAACAGUGCAAAGGACUAGAUUCAGGCGGAGCAUUUCGGCGGAGGGGAUUCAGAAUCUUAAAAUUCUGCUAGAAGGGUAGAGCCACUAGCUUCUAACCGUCUGAUUGAUUAGAGGUCCAUCAUACCCAAUAUAUUACGGUGCUGUUGCUGAUGAUGAUGAUGAUGAUGAUGAUGAUAAAAUAAUUGCAUCUGUAAAUACAUUUUUACUAGAUAGGUACUUUAGUAUCGGUAAAGUUCUAGGAAAAGAGUGAAUGACAUUAUGGGGAGAUGACUUCUCUCGUGUAGAUGAGACAACCAUUGAGAUGUACACGAGUCCAACGAUUCUUCAACUUUACUGUCCUCUAAUCAUGUCAAUUUCCUACGCGUGCCUUGGAUUUC
Molecule: messenger RNA, 1708 nt
Organism: Coffea eugenioides
Lineage: Eukaryota; Viridiplantae; Streptophyta; Magnoliopsida; Gentianales; Rubiaceae
Product: probable protein phosphatase 2C 27
Exons: 4
Coding region: 250-1410 (386 amino acids)
Biological process (GO): protein dephosphorylation
Molecular function (GO): protein serine/threonine phosphatase activity
Source: RefSeq, a predicted model, not a curated record